AUGCAUGGAUUUGAUGAAGUUUUCAUGUUCGACAAAAGAUACUACAAUGUUCUGGAGGUGAACAAGACAAGCUACGAGAACUGCAUAGACAGGGACUUCAUAAGAAACCUGACACGAGGUGGUCGUGACGUGGUGCAGAUGACGGAGGCAAGGACCUACUACUACCUCUCCGCUGGAGGGUACUGUUUCCAUGGCAUGAAAGUUGCUGUGCAUGUUCAAGAACAUCCUGCAAUGGCACCAGCCCCAUCAUCAUCAUCAUCAUCAUUCCUCAUUGUCUCUGCUUCUCUUUUGCCCUCAGUGAUGAGUUCCUGCAUUUGGGUCAUUGUUGUGGCCAAUUUUCUUUAUCACGUCAACUUGGUUUUCAUGGAUGGUUUCUAG
Sphenostylis stenocarpa is the source of this 378-nucleotide messenger RNA. Lineage: Eukaryota; Viridiplantae; Streptophyta; Magnoliopsida; Fabales; Fabaceae. The record is from the annotation of a GenBank genome assembly.